Hyaena hyaena (striped hyena) is the source of this 1773-nucleotide messenger RNA. RefSeq names its product centromere protein K (gene CENPK). The transcript is spliced from 11 exons. Gene Ontology annotation, biological process: mitotic sister chromatid segregation; kinetochore assembly. NCBI's taxonomy places the organism in Eukaryota, Metazoa, Chordata, Mammalia, Carnivora, Hyaenidae. Gene Ontology annotation, cellular component: nucleus. The coding region runs from base 284 to 1105 and encodes 273 amino acids. The record is from RefSeq and is a predicted model, not a curated record.
CCGGGAAGUCCCGUGUAUGCCGGCCUGAGGUGACCUGUAGUCAGUGGCUCUGUGGUGAAGAGGUGCUCCAAACUGUCUUCUUCCCUGAGCGUCUUGAUUCUCCCACACGCGAAGGGGUGGUGAGCGCAUCUUACUGGUUUCUAGGGAGAGAGAGAGAGAGAGAAAGGAGAAAGAAAGAAAGAACGAACCAGCUGGGUCAAGAAACCCAAGGAUACGUGGUAGGACCAUUACCCCUCUGCCAUCGUCCAGUUUUUCUUAUAAGGCUAAGAAGAUCACAAGGGACAUGUCACUGAGUCAGCAAGAUCUAGAUCCAGAUAGUAGUAGAGAUAUGGAAGAUGUUACAAAUGCUGAAGAAGAACUUAUUAAGGAAUGUGAAGAAAUGUGGAAAGACAUGGAAGAAUGUCAGAAAAAAUUAUCACUUGUUGGAACUGAGACACUCACUGAUUCAAAUGCUCAGCUGUCAUUAUUAAUUAUGCAGGUGAAAUGUUUGACUGCUGAACUCAGUCAAUGGCAGAAAGAAAAUCCUGAAAUAAUUCCUCUGAAUGAAGAAGUUCUAGUAACAUUAGGAAAAGAAGAGUUCCAAAAAUUGAGACAUGAUCUUGAAUUGGUACUCUCUACUAUUCAGUCAAAGAAUGAAAAGUUAAAGGAAGACUUGGAAAGGGAGCAACAGUGGUUGGAGGAACAACAACAGAUAUUGGAAUCUCUUAAUGUACUACACAGUGAAUUGAAAAAUCAGGUUGUGACAAUUUCUGAAUCGAGAAUCUUUGAUGACCUGAACACUAAAAUCCAUGGUAUAAAAGAAUUUAAGGAAAAGCUCUUGAUUACUUUGGGUGAAUUUCUGGAAGAUCAUUUUCCUCUGCCUGAUAGAAAUGUUAAAAAGAAAAAGAAAAAGACAAACACUCAAGAAUCAACUGCACAGCUGAUAACACUGCAUGAAAUGUUAGAGAUUCUUUUAAAUAGAUUAUUUGAUGUUCCACAUGAUCCAUAUGUCAAAAUUAGUGAUUCUUUUUGGCCACCAUAUAUUGAGCUGCUUCUGCGAAAUGGAAUUGCCUUGAGACAUCCAGAAGAUCCAACCCAAAUAAGAUUAGAAGCCUUCCAUCAGUAAAAAGAUGGUCUCUUUUUUCACACAGUACUUAAUGAAUCUUGUCAUUCAAGGAUAAUGGAAACAAUGAGGAUUACUUGGACAAAGAACAUUAUUUGCAAAUCAAAGCACAUAGUCCCUCUUCCUUUCAUCCAUAAAAUGACACAUGCCAUCUGUUUAUAAAUGGUCCUUUCAUAUUCAGUCAGUACUUUGGUGUUUUCAACUGGAUGGAAAAGAAUGCAAGGAAAAAUAUUCUAGACUUAAUCCUAAUAAAACUUGAUGUUCCUUACUUCUGCAGAAUUCUUUGGAAAUUCUUUGUUAAUUUAUGAUAUUGUUAAUGUAAUGUUUUCCUCUUGAAUUUAUGACAAUUUUAUGCAUUUUGAGUUCCAUUUGGUACUUAUAUCUUUAAAUUUAGCAGUUAUAAUGGAAAGACCAUUUAAUAUGUAGAUGGUUUUUAAAUUGACAAUAUCUGAUAUAGAAGGAAUCAUAAUUUAAAAGUAUGUAGUAAAUCUGUCCCAUGUAUACUGCCUUAUUUCCAGAUUUGUUAAAAAUUGGAACAGAAAAAAACUAAUGGAUAAAUGUAGCAUGAAAACUAUAUCUUAAUAUGUAUUAUGUAACAAGAGAUAUGUAUUAAACCAUUCUGUUUCUGUUUAUUAUUGCUAACAAAAAUUGUGUUCAUAAAAUUUUGUUAA